Molecule: messenger RNA, 1188 nt
Organism: Hermetia illucens (black soldier fly)
Lineage: Eukaryota; Metazoa; Arthropoda; Insecta; Diptera; Stratiomyidae
Exons: 3
Coding region: 106-1098 (330 amino acids)
Biological process (GO): regulation of transcription by RNA polymerase II
Cellular component (GO): transcription regulator complex; nucleus
Molecular function (GO): DNA binding
Source: RefSeq, a predicted model, not a curated record
AAUACGCAACGUCCAUUGUGACGUCUCAAUCCAAACAAACAAAGUUCAGUUUGCCGGGCCGAGAAAGUAUACUUUUUUCCCUAUUUUCGGCGUGGAAUUGUGAAAAUGUCCUCUGAACCAAUGAGUGAAAUUCGUCCGAAACUACACCGUUGGUCUUCUGAGGAAGUAUUUCAGCUAAUCGACGUUAUUAAGGAAUGUGAAUCGAUUUACAAUCCAGUGGACAAGCAUUACUUCAACCGCCCAUACGUCGAGAAUAUCUGGCGACAAAUUGAUGUUCGUUUCAGGAAAAGGCCUGGCGGAAGUUUAGCUAAAUGGACAAAUCUGAGAAUCUCAUACCGUCGUGAAUAUCAAUCGUUGAUGAAGAGUAAAUCGAAGCCUUCAUGGGCUUACUUUGACAAAAUGUCAUUUUUGUCUCCGUAUUUGAGAAAAAAGCGCGUAUUGGAACGACCAAUUGAAGAUCACCUCCAAAACGCUCUUGAUCACUUCGUCACACUGACUCGCGGUAAUUUGAAGGAAUUUUAUCCAAUUGUUGAUAAAACCACGACAAUUGUAUCGCCCUUCAAAAGGCUAGAAGACACUAUAGAUGAAGCUACCACUAUUUUCACCAAAGAGGAAAAGGCAGACGACGACGUAUGUUUAGAUAACGAAACCAGUGGAACAGAAGACAGAUGUAUGGACGACGAAGACGAUGAAUCGAGCCCAUUAAGAAUGGACGACGAUUCGAGCAGUACCUUUGACAGGCAAAAUGAAAUAAAGGAGCAAAUAAUUACGAACGAGGGCAAUUCACGGCGACAAUUACUAAAGCGGAGACAUGACGAUCCAGCUAACUCAAUUAUCAAAAGAAGUCGUCUCGAAAUUCCAGACGAUUUGGCAAGCAUCGAUGAUCCUUCGUCCUCAUCAAAUGGGUCUACAAAGUCAGAUUCAACUAGUUCAUCGGCGGCAACAGUGUUUUCGAAUCACGAAUGGCGCGAUUGUCCGGACAUUUAUUUUUUGUUGAGUUUAUUACCUGAAAUACGAAUGCUUAAUCAAGCGGACAAAAACAUGUUCAAACUUCAUGUUCGGCACAUGAUUCACGCUCUUCUGUAUAAAGAUCAGUAACCGCUUCCCCUCUGGUAGGGGGAGCACUAUUCCUUAUCUGUACUCACUUCAAAUCAAUAAAUAACGUAAUCCAAUGUGAAAUUCGGAAAA